Molecule: messenger RNA, 666 nt
Organism: Brugia malayi
Lineage: Eukaryota; Metazoa; Nematoda; Chromadorea; Rhabditida; Onchocercidae
Exons: 4
Coding region: 1-666 (221 amino acids)
Source: RefSeq, a predicted model, not a curated record
AUGUCGGGGACAAAGCGACAAGCGGCAUUAAGGCUAAGUGGUGCUAAUCGUGCAAAACGAGGUGUAAAAUUGAGCAAACCAAUUCGAGACCGUGUAGCAUGUCGUGAUGAGUCACCAGAAAUUCGAAGCGUUCGGAAAGGACGAAUUCGUCUUGGUAGUGUUGCACCGUUGUUAUCACGUCGAGCUAAAGCUCUUGCCAUGAAGACACAUUACAGUCACUACUCAGAUGAUGAAGACUCUGACGAUAGUUGCACGGGCGAUGGUGAGGAGAAGGACGAGGACGACGAGGAGAAAGAUAAUGAUGAAGAAUUUUAUGAUUAUGAUCAAAAUCAUCGAUCAUAUAAUCAUCGUCGUACACCAUCAUAUCAUGUUAAGUGCAUGAAAGAUUAUGAGGAAGAUUACGACGACGAGUUAGUUUCAUCAACAUCAAAGCAUAAUCGUACACAAGUUAAAAAGAAAAAAAAAUUAAGUAAAACACGUAAAGCGACCACUGCUACGCCAACAAUUUCAAAUAGAACAAAAUCGCUCACAAAUGGAAAAGCUAAGAAAAUUACUGCUCGAUGUAAUUCAAAAAAAACAAAAGCAGUACAUAAUGAGAAGACAAUUCCAUCUGGUCCAAUAACACGUUCACGUAGAGCAAUGAUGAUGACCAUGAAUGAUUAUUAA